CGAGCGCAUCCUUCGCGGACGGCGACGGCGACGACGGCGACGACGACGACGACGACGACGACGACGAGUACGACCGACGGACGGACGCCCGCGGGCCCUCGCGAGUGCCGGUCGACCAAUCGCGCCCUGGCCAGGGGAGGACCGGGCCCCGGGCCCCGGCCAAUGGGAAGGAGGCGCGCCGGCGAUUGGGCGGCCGCGGGGAAGGCGUAGCGCGAGUCGGUCCUCGAGGAUGGAAGCGGCGCCCCCGAGCUGAAGGGCGAGCGGCGGACCGCGCCACCGGAUAUCCUCGUUACCGGCGGCCGUCUCGAAGAUGGGCCGCGGGCACCGCGCCGGGGUCUGAGGGUCCUUCCAGGAAACGCGCGGCGACUUCCGAUGCGAUAACGAGGGGCGGCACGCAGCAGCCCGAGGAGCAGAAGCCGCCGGGAUGGCGGCCAAGGCGUACGUCUUCCUCGGGGUCUUCGGGAUCCUGGGAGUCGCGGCGACCGAGGGUCGCUGGGUGCAGCUCGACCCGGCGGGGGCGGCCGUGGUGGCGGGCCUGGGCGAGAGGCUGUACCUACGGUGCCAGCCGGAGUCCGAGGGCGACGAGGUGCGCUGGUACAAGGAAGGCGAGCCCUACCGCGAGGGGUCGCGGCGCGUCCGCCUCUCCCGACACUUCCUCAAGUUCCGCCACGUCCUGUGGAGCGACGCCGGGGCGUACGGCUGCCGGCUGGAGGACGGGAACGGCGUCGUCCGCUGGAGGAACGCCUCGGUGGACGUGACGGAGACCGACGGCGCCGCCCUGGGCCCCGUCCUCGGCCCCGUCCUCGGGGGCCUGCGACCCCCGCCCGAGGAGACCAACGAGCUGGACGCCGUCGACGUCCCCGAGAGCCGGGCGCUGCACGUCGACCCGGACUCCGGCGACGCGGAGCGCCCCGGCGAGCGGAACCGCACCGCCCCCGAGAGCCCGCCCGCCUUCAACAAGACCGAGGACCUCCACGGGUCCAUCGUCAAGCCGGCCGGCAACAUGCUGCGCCUCCGCUGUCCCAGCGUCGGCAACCCCCGGCCCAACAUCACCUGGCUGAAGAACGACGAGGAGCCCCAGCGGAGCCUCGGCGUCGUCGUCCGCAACAAGUGGACCCUGCGUCUCGAGGACCUGGUCGUCCAGGACGGCGGCAACUACACCUGCGUCGUCUGCAACUACCUCGGCUGCAUCCGGCACACCUUCAAGGUGGACGUCAUAGAAAGCGUCAAGCACCGGCCGAUCCUGACGAGGGCGCCCAGGAACGCGACCGUCCUGAUCGGCGGCAACGCUAGCAUGACCUGCGAGGUCCUCUCGGACGCUCAUCGUCAUCUCGAAUGGUACCACGGAUAUCACGGUUCCUUUGACACCGUCAACAAGACCGAGCGAAGCUUCCGGGUCGAGGUCAAGGCCGGGGAGGCGGAGAAUCCCGAGGUCCUCAAGCUCUACAACGUGACGGAGAAGGACGAGGGCUGGUACACCUGCAUCGCCCAGAACACCCUCGGGGAGACCUUCAGCAGUGCCUACUUGCGCGUCGUCGAAUCCCUCGAGGAGCAGCGGGUGCCGGUCCCGUCGAGGCCCCAGAUCCUCCUGGUCAACAGCCUGGUGGCCGUGCUCUGCGUCUUCUUCGCCGUGGGCGUGGUCGUGGUCAUCUACAUCUUCCAUCGCCUGAAGCGCGAGAAGAUGAAGAAGCUGCUGGCGAUAGAGACGGCCCGCGCGGCGGUGGUGACGCAGUGGACCAAGAAGGUGAUCGUCGAGAAGCAGAGCCUCGUGGCCGGGCAGAACGCCCAGGAGCCGCUGCUCAUGCCGGUGGUCAAGAUCGAGAAGCAACGAUCCGCGAUCACCACCGAGGACAACAGCGCCGGGAGUAUCUCCGAGUACGAGCUGCCCCUGGACAGCGCCUGGGAGCUGCCCAGGGACCACCUGGUGCUGGGCAAUACUCUCGGCGAGGGCGCCUUCGGCAAGGUCGUCCGGGCCCAGACCACCGCCUCCAAGCCGGGCAUCCCCGGCGUGGUGGCCGUCAAGAUGCUCAAAGAGGGCCACACGGACGCGGAGAUGAUGGACCUGGUCUCGGAGAUGGAGAUGAUGAAGAUGAUCGGCAAGCAUGUCAACAUCAUCAACCUGCUCGGGGCCUGCACGCAGGGCGGGCCCCUCUUCGUCGUGGUGGAGUUCGCCCCCCACGGGAACCUUCGGGACUUCCUCAGGGACCAUCGGCCCUCCUCGGGCUACGAGCCGACGAUCGGCCAGGUGGUCAAGGAGCGACAGACUCUGACGCAAAAGGACCUCGUCUCCUUCGCCUACCAGGUCGCCCGCGGCAUGGAGUACCUGGCCAGCCGAAGGUGCAUUCACCGGGACCUGGCCGCCAGGAACGUCCUCGUUAGCGACGAGUACGUCCUCAAGAUCGCCGACUUCGGCCUCGCGAGGGACAUCCACUGCCACGACUACUACCGGAAGACGACCGACGGCAGACUUCCGGUCAAGUGGAUGGCUCCGGAGGCGCUGUUCCAUCGGGUGUACACGACCCAGUCCGACGUGUGGUCCUACGGAAUUCUCUUGUGGGAGAUCAUGACCUUGGGUGGGACUCCGUACCCGUCCGUGCCGUCGGUGGAGAAACUCUUUCAGCUGCUCCGAACCGGCCAUCGCAUGGAGAAGCCACCCUGCUGUUCCAUCGAGAUAUACAUGCUCAUGAGAGACUGCUGGAGCUACCAACCCAACGAGAGACCCAUGUUCGGGGAACUGGUCGAGGAUCUCGACAGGAUACUCACCAUAACUGCCAACGAGGAAUAUUUGGACCUGGGGCUCCCUCAGUUGGACACGCCACCGUCGAGUCAGGAAUCCUACGACGCCGAGAACGACGUGGUCGGCGGCGAAGACGGCGAAGACGACGACGAGGACGACGACGAGGACGACGACGACGUCGACGAGGACGGGAAAGAGAAGUUUCCCUAUCUCCUGUGAAGAGGCGACGUCUCUCCUGGAAAUCGACUGAAAGAGAAAAUCGGAAAUCGAGUUAUCGCGUUAAGUGUACAGUCGUUGCGAUGCCUCGACAGAGAUCGGUGUCAGCAUUCUUCUGGGAAGGUAACCGCCGAUAGAGAAACGAUCAGAGUUAUCGUUCGACUAUCGGUCAAUCUUGUACAUUCGUCCUGACUUGCGGUAUAGCGGAGAGACUCAAGUUUUGUACAUUUAACGUCUCGGGUGUGCCCAACGAACACAGGUCCGCGUAUAAUUCGUUAGAAAAAAAAGAAAAAAACAGGCGUAAACGUUUCGCCUUAGUACUUGGCGCUAACGAGAAACGAUCUUUUAUCCCGGGUUUUAUGAUUCAAAAUGCGGAAGGUACUAUCGACCGACCCUCCGGGGUGACUUAAAAAUUCACGGGGGGGAGGAACGUUACGACGCGAAACGAGUGCGUUUUUUAAGCGACGUUACGUGAUAUCGACGGCCUCGUUGGUUCGGUAACGACUCGUGUUUGUUGGGUAACUAGUCAAUUUGUUAAAUCGUUUGCUCGGCGAUGGCGAGUAGCGAGCAUUAUCGUAAUGUUUUUAUACGUGUAGAUACGACGUAAGAUCAUAGCCGUGGGGUAACGAGUGCCGAUUCGGCGCGAAAGGAAUCGAUUAAAGUUCGAUAGGGUGUGAAAGGGUGAAUCGGCGAUUCCGCCUUCGCGAGCCGAGUACUCUUGAAUAUUUAGAGAAAAUUGUGUAAAUAACAUGUUGCAUAGUUGAGGUAUGUAGCUUUAGGUAACUUAUUCUUUGUAAAUUAACCCUUCGAUACCGUCGUUGCUAAACCUCCUCUUUUGUAUUCGUAGGAUUAGUACCUAGAAACCGACGCGAACCGAAGGCUCGGGCGCGCGUUACUUUUGUAUCGAUUAAGAUUAGACUCGCGUAAAACCGUUCGACCCGAUACAAAACCCGUACCAUUGUCCGUACGUUCCGGAAACGCGUGUACGCGGGUUGCGCCAAUAAAGAGAAGUCGGGAACGGAGCGGA
This is a messenger RNA of Orussus abietinus, 3980 nucleotides long. Its product is annotated as fibroblast growth factor receptor homolog 1. The transcript is spliced from 10 exons. Lineage: Eukaryota; Metazoa; Arthropoda; Insecta; Hymenoptera; Orussidae. Gene Ontology annotation, cellular component: signaling receptor complex; membrane. The record is from RefSeq and is a predicted model, not a curated record. Gene Ontology annotation, biological process: multicellular organism development; fibroblast growth factor receptor signaling pathway; positive regulation of kinase activity. Gene Ontology annotation, molecular function: fibroblast growth factor receptor activity; ATP binding. Bases 425 to 2956 code for a protein of 843 amino acids.